Messenger RNA from Rhizopus microsporus ATCC 52813, 2096 nucleotides. Its product is annotated as putative ABC iron exporter Atm1. Bases 1 to 1938 code for a protein of 645 amino acids. Gene Ontology annotation, molecular function: ATP binding; ATP hydrolysis activity; ABC-type transporter activity. The record is from RefSeq and is a predicted model, not a curated record. Lineage: Eukaryota; Fungi; Mucoromycota; Mucoromycetes; Mucorales; Rhizopodaceae. The transcript has 8 exons. Gene Ontology annotation, biological process: transmembrane transport; intracellular iron ion homeostasis. Gene Ontology annotation, cellular component: mitochondrial inner membrane.
AUGGAAAUAGUGGAUUUAUUUACGUCCAAACCUACAGAGAAAACUGCAACAGAAACAGCUGCAGUAAAGGCAAAGCAGCUCAAGGACGCAGCAUCGGAUAUAAAAGAUAGAAAUGCAACUGAUUGGGCUAUCAUAAAGCAAUUGAUGAAGUAUAUUUGGCCGAAAAACGAUAUUGGAGUCAAGACGCGUGUGGUCAUUGCACUAUCUUUACUGAUUGGAGGCAAACUUUUAAAUGUACAAGUACCCUUUUUCUUCAAAAACGUUGUAGAUUCAUUAAACGUGACAAUACCUGAUGAUGCUACUUUAUGGACAGUGUGUGGAGCAGCCAUUAUCGGAUAUGGUCUUGCUAGAUUAGGCGCAAGUGCUUUCCAGGAACUGCGUAAUGCUGUCUUUGCUGCUGUGGCCCAAAAGGCUAUACGUCGGGUUGCUCUUAAUGUAUUUUCUCAUCUUCACAAACUCGACUUGGGCUUCCAUUUGACUCGUCAAACAGGCGGGCUCAAUCGGGCGAUCGACCGUGGCACAAAGGGAAUAAGCUUUAUGGUAAGCUCUAUGGUAUUUCACGUACUACCUACUGCACUUGAAAUCAGUAUGGUUUGUGGUAUUCUGGCAUAUAAAUUUGGCACACCUUUCGCUCUCGUCACUUUCAGCACCAUCCUCGCCUAUACCGCAUUUACGGUAACAACGACAGCUUGGAGAACAAAGUUUAGAAAGGAAGCAAAUGCUGCUGAUAACGUAGCCGCAUCAAAAGCUGUGGAUUCUCUUAUCAAUUUUGAAGCUGUCAAGUAUUUCAACAAUGAAAAGUUCGAAGCUGAUCAAUAUGAUAAACCACUUCAAAAGUACGAAACGGCCUCUCUCAAAGUUGCAUCAAGCUUGGCUCUCUUGAACGCUGGGCAGAAUGCGAUUUUCAGUACAGCUCUUACUAUCAUGAUGUUUUUGUCUGCACAUGGUGUUAUUCAUGGAACGAUGACAGUGGGCGAUGUUGUCAUGGUCAAUCAAUUGGUAUUUCAACUCUCUAUGCCUUUGAACUUUUUAGGUUCUGUCUAUAGAGAACUUCGACAGUCACUUAUUGAUAUGGAUACAUUGUUCAACUUAGAAAACAGGACACCUUUGGUUGUUGACGCACCAGAUGCUAAAGAAUUUGUAUUUAAGGGCGGGGAGAUCAAGUUUGAAAACGUCGUCUUUGGUUAUCAUCCCGAUCGACCUAUUCUGAACGGUGUUUCAUUCACUAUUCCUGCUGGUUCAAAGGCAGCCUUUGUAGGACCUAGUGGAUGCGGCAAGUCAACAAUAUUAAGACUCCUGUUCCGCUUUUAUGAACCACAAUCAGGCAAUAUUUAUGUGGACGGACAAAACAUUAAAAGUGUUACCAUGGAUAGUUUACGUAAGGCGAUUGGCGUCGUUCCUCAAGACACAACCUUAUUUAACAAUACGAUCUAUUAUAACAUAAACUAUGGAAGAAUUGAUGCUACAGAAGAAGAGGUGUAUGAUGCGGCCAAGCGUGCUCGUAUUCAUGACACAAUCAUGGAAUUGCCUGAUAAAUAUGAGUCCAAGGUGGGCGAGCGAGGACUGAUGCUGUCUGGAGGAGAAAAACAGAGAAUAUCACUAGCAAGAACCAUUUUGAAGAAGCCACAUAUUUUAUUCCUUGAUGAAGCAACUUCUGCUUUAGAUACACAUACUGAACAAUCUUUAUUGGCUAAUUUUAGAAGUAUUUUGCGAGAAACAGGCAUGACAAGCUUACAUAUUGCCCACAGAUUACGAACAAUUGCUGAUGCUGAUAUAAUCUAUGUACUUCAAAAUGGAAAAGUGGUAGAAUUUGGCAGACAUGAAGAACUAUUAUUGAUAGACGACAGUGUUUAUAAAGGCAUGUGGACUAAACAAGAGUCUACUCUUGCCUAUUUUCAAGAAGUGAAUAGACAUGAAGAGGCGUUUAAGCAACCUUAGUUAUUUGUAAUAAAAAAUAAUCAAAUCUUCAAUGACUUCUGCAACUAAUAUCUCAUACCACUGUAAAAGUAAGUCCAGUUUGCUAGUGAGUCCUUGCGGCUCGACUUGUGGGAAGUGUCAUCUAUUUCAGACUUAAUUGAGUAAUUGUCAUAUCUGGG